This is a messenger RNA of Cyprinus carpio (common carp), 2511 nucleotides long. RefSeq names its product dynein axonemal heavy chain 12-like. The record is from RefSeq and is a predicted model, not a curated record. NCBI's taxonomy places the organism in Eukaryota, Metazoa, Chordata, Actinopteri, Cypriniformes, Cyprinidae. Gene Ontology annotation, molecular function: protein binding. Gene Ontology annotation, biological process: intracellular signal transduction.
UUCAUUAACACAAUCAACAUAAUUUACAGAUAAACCUUAAGAAGUCUGGGGUGAGAUGCACUAAUGCAGGUGCAUUAUAUGUUAUUAGCAGAUGUGUUAUUAAUAAAUACAUCCUUAUUCUUUGCAGACAUGAUAUGGCCCAGACACGUCUAAAGGAGAUCAUAGACCGAGACAAACCACCUUCCAAAAAGACAAAAUGAAGAGGAUUCUGGGCAGAUUAGGACAGGGACACAUAAGAAUGACAGGAUGUAAGUGUGUGAGGAUCACAUCAGAAGUCUGGAUCCUCUGAAGGGCCCUUCUGUGUCUCAUGAGCAGCUAUUUAUAGAAGACCUGUGACCUAAAUAACCUAGUAUGCAGUCAAAGCAAUGCCCCCCUACGCAACAACAACACUUACAAGAUUAAAGUGUGAUGGAUUUGGACACAUCUGUAAGGGGUUUGGACGAGGAUGUGGCAACUCAGCUGAUGAUCGAACAGAGUCUCCGCAAACCAGCGGAGGUCACGAGCCCUUUCUCCGGUGAAUCCCGCAGAAUCAUUAAAAUCACCCCUGAGAGAGAGAAGAUAUUCAAUGCAAUAAAGCAUGGUGAUGAAAAGUCCCUUCGUAAGCUGACUGUCCAUCAGCAAGCUUUCUCUGAAGAGGACGACACAGGCUACAUCCCCUUACACGAGGCCGCCAUACAGAACAACCAGAACAUCCUCGAGAUCACAUUUACCGCCUCUCCUGAGGAUGCCAAGCACAGAAAGACUCGUCGGGGUAAGACGGCUCUCUUCUUAGCGGUGGAGAAAGGUCUUUUGGACAACGCUUGUUUCCUGUUGGACCACGGCAGCAGUCCGGACUCCCUGGAUAAAGAGGAAGACUCGCCUCUCGUUGUAGCCAUAAGGAAUAACCACUACGACAUGACGAAGCUCCUGCUAAACUUCAGUGCCAGAGUUAACCAGGAGGGAGCGAACCGCAGGACGGCCCUGCAUGAAGCUGCUCGGCUCGGCCUGAUGGAUUUCGUGGAUCUGCUGUUGAAGUACGGAGCUCAUCCCGACCCCAGAAGCUCCCACGGCCUGACGCCGUUAGCAUUAGCUGCACAGGCCGGACACCUGGAGAUCACCCGAACACUUCUCCAGAGAGGUGCUGAUGUUGAGUCUCAGGCUCAGGUUUGUGCAACGAUACUGUUUGAGGCGUCUGCUUCAGGAAACCCUGACGUCAUCUCCUUACUGCUGGAGUACGGCGCUGAUGCCAACAUAACAACACCCAAACACACGGGACACCUGCCCAUCCACAGAGUGGCCCACCGCGGACACGUGAAGGCUCUGGAUCUGCUGAUACCGGUGACGUCGUGGGACGCGGUGGAUGACAGUGGGAUCAGUCCUCUUCACUUGGCGGCGGCAGGUGGACACACUCAGUGUUUGGAGAUGCUGUUAAAAGCCCAUUACGACCCCAACUUCAUGCUGCACCCGUGGGUGCGUCGCAGCUAUGAUGACAAGCGCCAGUCUGUGCUCUACUUUGCUGUCUCCAACGACGAUGUCGCCUCCGCCCGAGUGCUGCUGGAGGCCGGAGCCAUGCCCAAUCAGGACCCCGUCAAGUGCCUGCAGGUGGCGCUGCGGCUGGGAAACUACGAGCUGAUCAACCUGCUGCUUCGCUACGGAGCCAACGUCAAUUACUACUGCAGAGUGAACACCACGCACUUCCCGUCGGCCUUACAGUACGCGCUGAAGGACGAGGUGGUGCUGCGGAUGCUGUGUAACUAUGGUUACAACGUGGAGCGAUGCUUUGACUGUCCGUACGGGGAGGGAUCGCACGUGCCGCAGGGUUACGAGGGCUGGAGUGACACCGUCAUUAAAGACACGCUGUUCUGUGAGGUCAUCUCUGUCUCGUGGCUCAAGCAUCUCUCGGGGAACAUGGUCCGCAUCAUGCUGGAUUACGUUGAUCAUGUGACCUUUUGCUCCAAACUGAAGGCUACGCUCAUGGAGCAGAAACAGUGGCCUGAAAUCUGCACAAUUCAAGAGAACGUCCGCUGUCUGCAGCAUCUCUGUCGGCUGAAGAUCAGGGCUUGUUUGGGUCGGUUGCGUUUGAGAGCUCCGAUCUUCAUGAGCUUCCUUCCAUCACCAGACCGACUGAAGCAAUACAUCCUGUACAAAGAAUAUGAUCUCUACGCUCAGAUAUGCCAAACGCAAAGCAAAUAAACCAGAACACACACCUGUAGGAACAGAAUUACAGCUCAGCGCAAGUGUAAUGGACACCCCAUGAUAGACGCCUUGUCCAGAAUUAUGUGCAUAUUCUUUAAAUACAGUUAAUAUGAAACAUGAAAAGAGUCUUAAUGUUAACGAAUAUGUAUAGUACUCAAUAAUUUCUUCAAAUAAAUAAAUGUUUUAAUAAAAUAUAGCCAUUAAUGCAUUUGUUUAUGAAGAAAAGUGGUCUUUUUGGAAGCAUAUGUGUGUAAAAAAAUAAUAAAAAAUUAUAUGUCUAUAGAAAUAACUUUUAGGAGGCUAAAGUUUUUAUGCAUUUAUUUUUUAACAAAUUAA